UUUCAGAACGGAUGCACGGCAGGCGGGGCUAAACGCCGAGAUUCUGGUGUUGUCAUUCUGGUGCGGUGGUCUGUCUCCGUAUGUAUUGUGCACGGAGGGCGGACCAGCAGACAACACAAUGCGGCUCUAGCGACAAUUAUCCGUGUUACCCCACUUAGAGUGCCAGAGGCCCGUGGGACAGUAUUCUCUCCCUCAAAGUGCCGAACAUAAACCCAAAGUCCCGGCGAAUCUGCGAAGAGAGCUAGCGUCGAGGCUAACCCGUUAGCCAUGGAGGAAAGGAAGGAAGAGGGAGAAGCCGAGAUCCAGGAACACGGCCCCGAGCACUGGUUUUCAAAGUGGGAGCGCCAGUGUCUAGCCGUCGCCGAACAGAGUGAGCCACUCGGCGACGAAGACACGGAGCAAAACCAGCAAAAGCUGUGGCACCUCUUCCAGAACUCUGCCACGGCGGUGGCGCAGCUCUACAAAGACAGAGAAUGCCAGCAGCAAGGCCUUUCCCUGUGGGUGCCCUUCCAGAAUGCAGCCACUGCUGUAACUAACAUGUACAAAGAGAGCACUGAGGUCCGCCAGCGCAGCUACGACCUGGGGAUUCAGAUCGGCUACCAGCGCAGGAACAAGGAAGUCAUGGCAUGGGUGAAAAAGCGCCGGAGAACUAUUAGGCGGGAGGACCUCAUCAGCUUCCUUUGUGGCAAGAACCCCCCUCCCAGGGUGGCCAGGGCCCCGCCUCGAGGAGCCAUGGUGUCCGCCAGCCGGCCACCCCCGCCCGAGACGGGCAGCUCCGUAGAAACGGAUCUACAACCCUUCAGAGAAGCCAUUGCCUUGCACGGUCUCAGCGGUGCCAUGGCGAGCAUCUCCGUACGCUCGACGGGCCCACCGCCCGGCUCGCCAACCCACCCAGCAGUGGCGCCAUCCCACGGCCGGCGCCGCAACGGCCUCCACGACGUAGACCUGAAUACCUUCAUAACCGAGGAGAUGGCCCUCCAUCUAGAUUCGGCCGCCAACCGCAAGCGGGCUGCCGCCCCCUGUGCCGAUGUCAUCACGGACUCGCCCACGCAUAAGCGUAACCGGAUGCUCUGAGUGCCACCCCCGUCACACCAAAACAGCCCAAUUAGAACUGAAACUCAGUCGACCUUCCUAGCCUCUAAUGCACCAUCCUAGCUGCAUUGCUAUGUUGAAAUUGAAUAUUAGACUUAAUUUCAACACAUGCUGGUUUCUUAACCGCCUUCAAGUGUGUGUGUGUCCCAUUAUUUUUGUUACCAAGCAUUAUGCACUAUUUAUGUUUACACUCGUGUUUACAUUGGAAGUUACCAGACAUGCGAACACACUUUCUCCCCCUAUUUCGUAUUUUAGUUCACACAUGCUUUGUGAUACAAUCUUUAUGUAACGUGUGUAAAUAAUAAACAAGUAGGCUGUUAUUAUAUGUGGAGAUAUUGUAAAGACAAAAAAGUUAAUUAAAUUGGGGAUGUCCUGUACAAUAACCCAUUAUGACAAUAAAUGAAUUUCAACUUGA
This is a messenger RNA of Corythoichthys intestinalis (scribbled pipefish), 1507 nucleotides long. RefSeq names its product HUWE1 associated protein modifying stress responses b (gene hapstr1b). The transcript has 4 exons. The record is from RefSeq and is a predicted model, not a curated record. Lineage: Eukaryota; Metazoa; Chordata; Actinopteri; Syngnathiformes; Syngnathidae. Bases 268 to 1074 code for a protein of 268 amino acids.